CUGCAGACUCGGGGCGACGCUGCCAAAGAACCAUUAGCUAUGACGUUUUCAGUUUCAGAUAUCCAAAGCACCAACAGACUAGCCGGUCAAGAGUUGAUCAAAGCAAUCCCUCGUGGAAUCCAUACCGUGGGCCUGGCCGAGUUGGACCCCUUUCUUGACACACACAUGCGCUCUCGCAAAUUAUCUCGACGUCAUGCGAAGACAUGAGCGAUCUGUACAAUCUCCUUAUCAGAAUGUCUCUCACCAGUGAAGCGCCGCCUGCGGUGGCUACACGCCACGCCAUUGCCGCGCUAUCCUAUCAACAUCUCGAAAGACGACAAGAAGCUUUAGCUCACCACGGCAAGGCACUCAGGGCUCUGCAGGUUUCGAUAGACAGCCUAAGCCAGCUCGUGCCGCGAACUGAUCCCGUGCAGGCAUUCCAGGCGAUGGCAGCAAGCAUGCUACUAAACAUCUACGAGUCACUGAAUUUCGAUGCCUCCUCACUGAGCUGGGCCAUCUUCUUCUGCGGCGUUAAAAAGAUUGCCAAUCUCGUGCAUCGUCCGCACACCACGUAUGAGGGCGACCCUGCGCUGAUUUUAGACUGGGUCUUUUACCACGACACCUUCUACAAGUUCAGCAUUCGUCAUUGGCCAAAAAAACAAGAUCAGCAGGUGCAACUGGCCGCCGAGGAAAAGAUUAUCUCCAAGGCGGUGUUCUCGCCCAUGAGACAAACUAUUUUGAAAUCAUCCGGCUGUUCGCUGGAGAUGCUCGACAUUAUCUGCCAUGUCAUUGAUGCCGUGCGAGACCGUGACGGCCCGAACCAUCUCAGCGCUGAGCACUUGGGCAUCAUCAGAACUCUCCAACUUCGCUUGGACCGAGUCAAACAGGUUCUUCGCAUUUCUAGCACUGAUGCAAGGAGUCUGACUUCGGGAGAAGAUAACGAGGAAGAAAUCGGGGCAGAGAUUCAAAAACCCCCGGCCCACCCCUGGGAACAACGCGCCGAUCUAUAUCGCCUGGCUGCAUACAUCUACCUAGAGCGCAUGGCACUCUGCCGCCCACGUGGCGAUCCUAAAGUGGCCUCGCUCAUUGAUCAAGCAAUGAGUUUGUUGAGUACUCUUGGCAUCUGCGAGCGCCCUUGGCCAGUCUUUGUCAUUGCUCUCGAGGCACGCACGGAUGAAGAGCGCCGCGGUAUCGUCGAUCUUUUGGGGACAGCAUCCGACUUGAAGCCGCUUGGCAGUAUCCCUCUGUUAAAGCGCAUGAUCCAUGCUGCAUGGGUGCAACAAGAUCUUGGCCUGGGUGGGGAUGGUGGCCUCGAUGCAUUGCCCGUGUACAAUGCUGUCAUCAGCGGGAACCGUGUUCCGCCUGCAUUUACCUGAACGGAACAAACCGUGGCAUACCUAGGCACCUACCUAUUAGGUGUGCCGAAACGUAAGCAGGCUAGUGCGUUGGUGGUUAAAAAAUUUAGAAUUUUGGCCAGGCUACUUUCUGAUCUUUAAAUCGAAAGACACAUUCAAAUCAAAAACCAUGUUUCUUACAAACAGAGCUGUCUAGUUGUCUCUUAUUCACGCCUAGCCUGGGGCACCUUAACUGAGGC
Molecule: messenger RNA, 1573 nt
Organism: Lasiosphaeria miniovina
Lineage: Eukaryota; Fungi; Ascomycota; Sordariomycetes; Sordariales; Lasiosphaeriaceae
Product: fungal-specific transcription factor domain-containing protein
Exons: 4
Coding region: 204-1355 (383 amino acids)
Biological process (GO): positive regulation of transcription by RNA polymerase II
Cellular component (GO): nucleus
Molecular function (GO): DNA-binding transcription factor activity; transcription cis-regulatory region binding
Source: RefSeq, a predicted model, not a curated record